Molecule: messenger RNA, 486 nt
Organism: Penicillium antarcticum
Lineage: Eukaryota; Fungi; Ascomycota; Eurotiomycetes; Eurotiales; Aspergillaceae
Exons: 1
Coding region: 1-486 (161 amino acids)
Source: RefSeq, a predicted model, not a curated record
AUGCAGCCCGUGAAGCCGCCCAUGCAGCUCACAAUCGGAGUCUUGCCGGAAAACCUCGAAACUCCAUUACACCCCAACAUACAGCGGACUCUCAGAAGGGCCAUAGAGAAGCUAGAACAUGCAGGCCAUCUCAUCGUGGAUCUGUCUAAGCAGAUCGACUUCUUGGGAGCUGCAGCAGAUCUGGCAUUCCGCUUCUUCCGAAUUGAUCCAGAUCAGACCGCGUUGCAACAUAUCCGCAAUUCUGGAGAGCCGGCAAUACCAUCACUUCGAUUCACGUACGACCUCGACGGAAAAGUAGAAGAGCCGACUUUGCGAGGAUUGUUUGAUUUGAAUGCCUCACGUGCAGAAAUCGCGGCUAAAAUGCGCCGCGUGUUCCUGGACAACCAUCUAGAUGUUAUUGUCGGACCUGGAUACCAGAGUACGGCGGUUUCCCAUGAUACUUUUGGUUGGGGGUACAUCCGGUCGGAGAUUCUGAAUCCGUUUUAG